Molecule: messenger RNA, 2519 nt
Organism: Microplitis demolitor
Lineage: Eukaryota; Metazoa; Arthropoda; Insecta; Hymenoptera; Braconidae
Product: U3 small nucleolar RNA-associated protein 14 homolog A
Exons: 6
Coding region: 122-2452 (776 amino acids)
Biological process (GO): rRNA processing
Cellular component (GO): nucleolus; small-subunit processome
Source: RefSeq, a predicted model, not a curated record
CGGUGCUCUCACCUGUGUCCUCGUGUUGCUGGUGAUAAUAAAUUUAUAUUUUAAAUGAUUGAGUGUCAUAUUGUUGUAAUUGUUGUUUAAAUAUUACUUACGUGAGAAGAAAAAAUAUACAAUGAGUAACGAAGAAAUAAAUGACGAGUGUGAUGAAGAUAUUUCUAAACAACAUUCCGAGUUGUUAAAAUCCGUUGCAGAACUUGAUCACAACUUUUUAAAAAUAAAAAUACCAGAGAGAAGUGAACUAACCUCUGAAAUCUCUGAAUUCCAUUUACCGCGUGAUGGAAUUGCUGAUGAAGAUCCUAUUCGUAUAGAUAAUUUAGUUAGAACACUUCGAGGAAAAAAACAAUGUUUGAAACUUGGUGAGCAAUAUAAAGCUACAAAGAAACGAGCAAAGGUUUUAUCUAAACCAUUAGAAAAACCAGCUGAAGAAAAAUUAAAACGUGAAGUUUGUUUCGAAAAUAACAGCGAAUAUUUGAAAAAAUGGAACGCAGUUGUCACCAAGAACAGAGUGGCAGAUCACUUGGUAUUUCCAAUAAAUAAAUUGCCUUCAAGUAAACUUCAGAAGAGUGGAAAAGUUGGAUACAAUCGAGUACAGUCAGAUUUAGAGAAAGAAUAUGCUGCAUUGGAACCAGAGAAAGAAACUGAAGAUGAUGAAGAUAAACUUGAUAAAUUUGCUAUGACAAAAGAAGAAAUGAUACAAAGAGCGAAAGAGAACGCUAAAUUCCGCGCUCAACAAUCUUAUAAAGCAGAAAAAGCGCAUAGAAGGAAUAAGAUCAAGAGUAAAAAGUUUCAUAAAAUUGAAAAAAGAGCUAAAAUUAAACAACAGUUUGAAGAAUUUGAUAAACUUCAAAAGGACAAUCCUGAAAUCGCUCUACAGAAACUGGAACAAUUAGAUAAAGCUAGAGCGGAAGAACGAAUGUCAUUGAAACAUAAAAAUACCGGUCAAUGGGCUCGAAAUAAACAGGUUCGAGCGAAAUAUGAUAAAGAGAGUCGUCAAGUACUAGCUCAACAACUAUCGAUUAGUCGUGAGUUAACGCAAAAAAUCAGAAAGGAUGACAGUGAAGAAGAUGAAGACGAAAAUUUGGAGACACAUUUUAUAAGAACUGCAUCAGGAUCAUUAGAAUAUAAUCCUUGGGUAAACAACGAGAUAAAAAUACCACAGACGGAAGAAAAUUUAGUCGAAGAAAAACAAAGAAAAAUUUGUGGUGAAGAAGAUGAAAUUUCACGUAAUCUCGUAAAAAAAUCAAUUCAGUUAUCAAAACUGAAAACUUCUAGUUUUUCGAACCCUGUAGAGCAAGUAACUAUAGAAUACCUAAAUGAUAAAAGUCCGGAAGAUACAAAUGGGUCAGGUAAAAAACGAAAGAUAAAAGAGUUAAAGUGUGCCAAAGUCAGCAAAGUAGAAAAAGUUAAAGACAAAGAUUUGGAAAAAACGGAUAAGCCAACAGAUAAUUCUGGAACAUCAAAGUGGUUGGUUGAAGUAUGCGAUGAUCUCAAUGAAUCAACUCACUCCACUAGUUCAAAAUUACCAAAGAUUAGUGAAAUAUUCGAAACUAUGGAAAGUAAAAGCAAACAAAAAGUUUCGAAAAAGUUGAAGAUGCUGAAGCGGAAAUUGAAAAGUAAAAGUGUAAGCAAGACUAAAAAAAUGAAAACGAAUUUAGACGAUAAAAACUCUGACUUGUCGUUUAAAACAAAAGCGAAUCGUCCAGUUAUAGAUGAAGCAUUGAACGAAAAAAGCUCAGGCUAUGAUGAUCAAUCUAAUGAAGAAGUUAAAUCAACUGAAGUCCAAUCAGAACAACGUGAAUUAAAUCCAGCAUCGAAAAAACCUUUGACAGAAAUAGAUCCAAAUAAUUUCAUAAAUGCCAAAUCUAAGCAUUUGAAUUUGAAGACUCGAUUACCUGAUGCUUCAGGAAAUGAAGGUGAUGUUUUGGAUGAUAGUGAUGAGGAGGAACAAGAAGAAAUUCGACAAAACAUCAUAAGUGAAGCAUUUGUGGAUGAUGAUGUCGUGAACGAGUUUAAGAACGAGAAAGAAGCAGAGCAAAAAAAAUCUCAAGUAACUCAUUUAGAAACGAAUCUUCCUGGCUGGGGAUCAUGGGCUGAUAAAAAUUAUAAAACAUCACAGCGUAAAAAGCGCCGGUUUAUUACCGAUUUCAAUGAUAAAACUCCUAGGAAAGAUAAGGCGAAAGAAAAUCUUAUAUUACUUGAUGACAGCCAUGCGUCAAUUAAACAACACCAAGUCAAUGAUUUGCCACAUCCAUUUAUGACUGUAACUGAUUUUGAAGCCAGUAUACGAGCGCCUAUUGGCCGUAAUUUUGUUCCGGAAAUUACUCAUCGGCAGCUUAUUAAACCACCAAUCAAGACACGAAUGGGAACAAUAAUUGAGCCAAUGGAUGAGGAUAUUCUUUUGAAGAAAAAAUCGUCUACUACUCAAAAUGAAAUUAAAUUAUAAACAUUUAUUUAUUGUUCUAUGUAUACGUACAUAUUAAUUAUUAUAAAUCGACAUUUAUCAAAUUUUA